This is a messenger RNA of Cicer arietinum (chickpea), 2523 nucleotides long. NCBI's taxonomy places the organism in Eukaryota, Viridiplantae, Streptophyta, Magnoliopsida, Fabales, Fabaceae. The record is from RefSeq and is a predicted model, not a curated record.
AUGGAACUUCGAUUGGGUUGUGAUUUCGGAAAGUCUUCAGUUCUAAAGUUGUUCGCUACUAUUUUGGAGUCUGAACUAGGAAAAGUUGCUUCGUUUAUUACUGUGUUAGAAGGUGCUGCAAGAUUAGCUUAUAUGGUUUUUCCAUUGGCUAUAAGUGUUGCCCAUGAUGGGCGUCGUAAUGGGUGGCUCAAUUUGUCUUUGUCUCCCUGGUCAACGACUUUACCCUUUCCUUUGUCGUUCAGAGCUACAUCAGAUUUGUUAGACGACACUGGUGAUCUAGUCCUAGCUACCUGUCCUCAACCAUAUCCCUUGGAUUCAUUGUAUUUUUUUCUUGUCUGCCCAAGGCAUCUCCCUGAUUGGCAACAUGAAUUCGAUGUUUCCAUAUUUGAAUUUAACAUUGAAGCACUCUUUCAAGAUGCACUCUUCCGUGUCGUCACUCCCUCGGUUCAGUUCUUACCUUAUGAGGUAAGUUUUGAUUUGGUCAUUCACAUCUCCGACGUGGAAUACUUCCUUCGUGAACCUUUCGAUGUAGGCUCGCAAAGUGGUGGCUUCUCUAACUACUUGGGAAUUAGGCGGUCCUUGAUCUUGUUGGAAAAGGCAUUUUGGUGUCGCCCUUCAUUGUUAAAGCUGAAUACGUCUAAGGAGCUCUCUCGAAAGCUGCGUCGACGGAAGUUUUCCGGUACAGAAGAGUGUUCCGGAAAACUUAUUUUUGACAUAUCCGUGGGUGCACGAGGAAGAGACGGCAAAAUCAUACGAAUUACACGGGACACUGAGACUUCUACAUCGACUCCGAUGAAUCCCCCAGAGAGGAUUCGACCGACAGCUUCAAGGAGAAGAAGACGUAUGAUUAUUGAAGAUGAUGAUGAGGGACAUAAUGAUCAGGGGGAGCCUUCUACAGUGCAUGAGGAAGAUGUGGUACAUGAGCAUAUGGUGCACGAGCAGGUGGAUGUACAUGAGCAGGAGGAGGCUGCACCUGCUCAUGAGGGAGAGCAUAUGGAGGAGGAACAUGAUGGAGCUGAGGGACCUGGUGAGCUCACACGGUAUCCUGGAGGACCUUAUGAUUUGUAUGUCCUUACACGAUACCGUUAUCAUGUUUCAGCUAGACUAUGGUUUGGCGAGGAGCGACCAUUGCUGAAAAUUGUUGCGCAUGGGAAGAAAAUGCAACAAUUUACUCCGCCGGUACUUCCGCGACCCAUAGAGAAUUGGGUGAAUUUGUCUGGUCUGAACCCAUUACAACGGGGUAGUUUGAAGAUGAUCGACAACAACUUGAUAUCUGCCUUUGUUGAAAGAUGGCAUUCUGAGACAUCGUCAUUUCACAUGCCAUUUGGUGAAAUGACGAUUACUUUGGAUGAUGUUGCCAAUCUUCUCGGAUUGCCUAUUAGGGGUGAGUUCUACAGUCCACCCGAUGUAGAUAGAGUAACAGCAUGUAAUCUUGCCGUCCAUCUAUUAGGAGUGACCACGGAAGAGAUCUGGGAGGAGACCAGAAAGACUAGAGGUGCACACUAUAGAUUGGAUUGGUUGAAGGAGGUGUUCAGAAGGCAGUGUGCAGCAGAGAGGUUUGACUGUGCUGCUAGGGCAUAUCUGUUGAAUUUAGUCGGGAGUACUAUUUUCGCUGAUAAGAGUCAUACUCUAGUUGAUGCGAAGUACCUCCCUUUAUUCAGAUAUUUAGAUGGUAUAGAUAGAUAUGCAUGGGGUACUGCUGCACUAGUGGUGCUUUAUGACUACCUCUCAGAUGCCUGCUAUUAUGACACCAAACAGCUAGGUGGAUACAUGACGUUGCUUCAGUGCUGGAUUUACGAAUAUUUUCCGAAUAUUUGUAAUAGAGGUGAUCAGGGUGCUGACGUGGAAUGUUUUGCCCGAAUGAAUAGAUGGUGCUAUAAGCAAGGCAAGCAUAAGGUCCACGAAUACAGAAGUAUUAUUGAUGCAUUGACACCUGCAGAUGUUAUAUGGAGACCAUGGGAGAAUCACAGGGGUGUCAUUCCUUUUGAUGAUAUCACACUUUAUACUGGUCACAUUCGAUUAUGCAGCACUGUAGCGAAAUAUCUACCAGAGAGGUGUUUGAGACAAUUCGGAUAUAUCCAGUAUAUUCCUUCACCGCCACUUCCAGAUCCUGCUAGAUUAUUUGAUGUAGAUGUGGAAUGGUUGGGAUAUGUGACGCCAGUGACAGAGCUAUUUCCCAAGCUUCGUCCAGCUACAUAUCCAUCUGAGUGUGAAGAUGGAUAUUUGGAGUGGUUCUAUCAGGUGUCUCAUCCACUGCUGGUGCGACCAGAUGGUGUACCUCAGGUCCCACGUUAUAGUGUACCGCCCACCAGUGCAGAUGCUUCUAGUUCACAGCCGCCACCUAUCCUACAGCAGAUCGGUGAUCUUAUACAGCAGGGGUUGAGUGAACAUCAAGCUAGUCCAGAUGAUGAGUUGUAUAGGCACUUUUAUAAAGCUUUGUAUUUAUCACGUAGUCGCACUAGUUAGUAGUAACACUUUUGUAACUGUUGUUAUGUAGGUUAUUUUAUGAACACUUUUGAUGAA